CGAACAUUUGCACCUGAUCUGGUGAAAAAAAAAAAAACAAUCAUCAUUCAGUCUCUUCAGAGGUUUAACUAGGCAGAGAAAAAUGAGGUCAUCACCGGACAAAGAGAUGAGCAAGAACUGCCAUGCAUGGGCAGCGAGAGAUGAUUCGGGGCUUCUCUCUCCUUACGAAUUUGAGCGAAGAGGCGUGGAAAGCGACCAUGUAUCUGUGAGAAUCACUCAUUGCGGCAUCUGCUACGCUGACGUGGUGUAUACCCGCAACAAGAUGAAGAAAACCGUGUAUCCUUUGGUUCCCGGGCAUGAGAUCGUGGGGAUUGUAACAGAAGUGGGUGGCAGCGUUGGCAAGUUCAAGAUCGGAGACUAUGUUGGUGUCGGAACCUAUCUGGACUCAUGCAGAGCUUGCGAGAAUUGCGAGGAUGCGCAAGAGAUUUAUUGCUUAAAGGGAGUCACGAUGACAAUCAAUGGCACUUAUCAGGAUGGUUCGAUUACACAAGGGGGAUAUUCUAGUUUCAUAGUCGUCCACGAGAGGUAUUGCUACAAAAUACCCGAGAAGUAUCCCCCAGCUCUAGCAGCACCUUUGCUAUGUGCCGGAAUCACAGUCUACUCUCCAAUGAUUCACCACAAGACGAACGAACCUGAAAAAUCCAUAGGAGUCAUCGGACUUGGCGGGCUCGGUCAUAUGGCUGUGAAGUUUGCUAAGGCCUUUGGAUUGACUGUCACUGUUUUCAGCACCAGCAUCUCCAAGAAAGAUGAUGCCUUGAGUCUGCUAAAAGCAGACAAUUUUGUGAUCUCAUCUGACAAGGAACAAAUGGCCGCUUUGUCAAAAACUCUGGACUUCAUAAUCGACACGGCAUCUGGCGACCACCCAUUUGAUCUAUACCUAUCACUGCUUAAGAUAGGAGGAGUGUUGGCUUUGGUUGGCUAGCCUGGUGAAGAGAUAAAAGUCAAUCCGCUCAGCCUUCUCGUGGGUAUGAGGACCGUUUCCGGAAGUGCAGUUAGCGGUACAAAGCGAACCCAACAGAUGCUUGAAUUCUGCGCCGAGCACGAGAUAUAUCCCGAGGUUGAAGUCGUUCCCAUUCAAUGUGCGAACGAAGCUCUUGAUAGACUUUGAAAGGGCGACGUGAAGUACCGCUUUGUAAUAGACAUCGAGAACUCAUUGGAGUGAUUUGAUUCAGCUUACUAAAUCACUUUAUGUUUAGUGGAAGCAAUAAUGCAGGAAAUAAGAGUGUAAUGACAGUAAUAAGUAGGCAGUGGUCCUUUCAUUAUAAGUGUUUGCCUCCUCCUUUCUAAUAAAAAGUCCAAAGUUACUUA
This is a messenger RNA of Rhodamnia argentea, 1308 nucleotides long. RefSeq names its product probable cinnamyl alcohol dehydrogenase 1. The transcript is spliced from 6 exons. Gene Ontology annotation, molecular function: oxidoreductase activity, acting on the CH-OH group of donors, NAD or NADP as acceptor; zinc ion binding. NCBI's taxonomy places the organism in Eukaryota, Viridiplantae, Streptophyta, Magnoliopsida, Myrtales, Myrtaceae. The record is from RefSeq and is a predicted model, not a curated record. The coding region runs from base 83 to 922 and encodes 279 amino acids.